Echinococcus granulosus is the source of this 4134-nucleotide messenger RNA. Its product is annotated as Regulator of nonsense transcripts. Gene Ontology annotation, biological process: nuclear-transcribed mRNA catabolic process, nonsense-mediated decay. The transcript is spliced from 23 exons. Lineage: Eukaryota; Metazoa; Platyhelminthes; Cestoda; Cyclophyllidea; Taeniidae. The coding region runs from base 1 to 4134 and encodes 1377 amino acids. Gene Ontology annotation, molecular function: protein binding; RNA binding. Gene Ontology annotation, cellular component: cytoplasm; exon-exon junction complex. The record is from RefSeq and is a predicted model, not a curated record.
AUGUUCGAAGCUGCUAAGUCAAGGCCUCCCUCGCCGGGUGAUGAAGAGAAUAAGAAAGUCCUUUCUGACUACAUGUCAGAGAUUGCUGAAAAGCUCACAAUGAAGUCAGACUUAUUGAGAGAAAACAAUGCGGCUGUGAACAAUUGGCCUGACGAACGGUUCUUCUCCAAGAAAGACUCAACUCUUAAGAAAAAUACUGCUUUCGUAAAGAAGAUUCGAAACUUAACAGAAAGCUCUAAAGAAUCGCUCCUAAAGGAUUUUGAGGGGCUGAAUUUGUCAAAGUACGUAGCAGAGGUGGCCACCGCCAUAACAGAGCCCAAAGUGAAGAUGACAGACAUUCCAUUUAUGCUACAACUUUGCUCGCUCAUGCACCGUCGGUAUUCUGAUUUUUCCAGUCUUCUUUUGGACGCUUGGAAGAAGGUAUUCUCACAGCAGAAGACGGAGAAAGCUCAAAACCUCUCUAAAUUGCGUGUCGAUUUGGUUCUCUUUGCCGACUCAAUCACGGUUGGCGUUCUACCCGAGAAUGACAGUGUUCGGCUCCUCGCACUCCAACUUACUCAACUCACUAACGGGGAUAAGAACUUUGUAAACAUUGGUAUUGUCUCUAGCUUCGUCAAGGCCUGUGGUGACGACUGGGCCGGUCUCAUCCCUCGAAAAUACACGACUCUUGCAAAGAAGUACGGUGCCACUAUACGGCGUUCGGCGUUUCUCCCGAAGGAGCGGAAGACCAAGUGUCGCGGUCUCUUCCAUGACUACUACACAGCAGCACUGGAGCGUCUGACGGGCAUGGCAAAGGAGGCACGCCGAGUUAUUGCCUCCAACCGCCACCAGAUGUUCACUAAGGGCGAGGUCCACCCGGAGCGUCAUGAGAAGGAGAUGCAGCUAGUGGCGACUUGCAAGAAGUUCCACGAGGCAGUAUCUAUUCUUGCUGACGUUGUGGAUAAGGAGGCACCACCUGCUAUGGAAACACUUGUUGCAGUUGAGGAGGAUGAGAAUAAUGGGUUGAAGACGGAAGGUCAGCUACAUGUCUCUGAGGGUGGUGACGCUGACAACUCGUCUCUAUUCGAGGAUGAGGACACGCGAUUAUUCUACGAAAGCCUGCAGGACAUUCGUGCCAUGAUCCCUGCUAUUUUGUACAAAGAAAGCGAGCAGUCCACUUCGAAGAUGGCACAGCUCAAAAAGGAUGAUCCUGCUUCUGCAGAUGAAUCCUCUAACGAUGAAAUCGACGUGGAAAAGGUGGAGAGUGAAUUGGCACAGGCAGAAGAGGAGGCAGAGGAGGAUAUUAUCUGCCCAAAAACUCUCGAGGCUGGCCAGGAAGGUGGGGGAUUGUCGUCAACCUCCGCCAAUGGUAGCGCCGCAUCCUCAACCUCUACAGGGCAAAAGUCUGUAGACAAGUUUUCCCCGGAGACACGUGAAGAAGAGGGCCCACCAAGUGCGAAGAUGAUGAUGGACACUUUCCUCACUCAACUUCCCAAAUGCGUCAAUCGCGACCUCAUUGAUCGGGCAGCGUACGACUUUUGCGUGAACCUAAACAAGAAGCCGAAUCGCCGGCGGCUGGCUAAUGCGCUGGCCUCGGUGCCACGCACACGUUACGACCUCCUGCCCUUCUACGCACGCUUUGUAGCCACUCUUAAUCCAGUAAUGCCUGAUCUCAGCCAGGACCUCAAUAACGCUCUGCUCCAGGAGUUUCGCUGGCACCUGCAUAAGAAGGACCAGGUUAAUUUGGAGUCCAAACUGAAGACCGUCCGCUUCAUUGGAGAGUUGGUGAAGUUCCGCGUCUUCCCAGCGGACGAGGCACUGAACUGCGUGAAGCGCUUGCUGCCCAACUUUGUGCAUCACCAGAUCGACAUGGCCUGCGGGUUGCUGGACACCUGCGGCCGCUUCCUUUACCGUUCGCCGGCCACUCAUCGGCGCACGCAAAUCUACCUGGAGAUCAUGCUGCGCAAGAAGAAUGCCCUUCACAUGGAUGCGCGCUACUCUCUUAUGAUUGAAAACACCUUUUUCUUCUGUGAUCCACCCAAAAAUGCCACAAAUUUCGGGCAGGUGGAACUGACUCCAUUGCAGCGUUUCCUAAGGCAGUUGCUUUGGCGCGACUUGAAUCGCAAUUCCGUAAACUCCGUGCUCAAAAUCCUACGAAAGAUGGACUGGAAUGACGCACUGCUGGUCUCUUUCAUGAAAGAUCUCUUCACCAGUAGUUGGCAGGUGCGCUUCCAGUAUAUCGGCUGCCUAGCCAGCGUCCUCUCGGGCCUCUCACUUUACCACAAAGACUUUGCUGUUGCUGUUGUCGACAAUGUCAUUGAAGACGUGCGUGUUGGCAUGGAGAGAAAUGAUCAAACAAUGAACCAACGGCGACUGAGCACAGUGAAGUACCUUGGUCUGCUCUACAACUACAAACUUAUUGAAUCGCCGGUCAUAUUCACAACUCUCUACUCGCUCAUUACCUUUGGUGUCAGCCUGGACUGUCUCAAUCCAAGUCUAAUCGACCCACCCACCUCGCUGGCGCGCAUUCCCCUAGUUUGCAUCCUGUUGGAUACUUGUGGGUCCUACUUCGACCGAGGCAGCCGACGCAAGAAACUCAACAUAUUUGUCGUCUAUUUUCAGCGUUACUACUGGUCCAAGCGAAUGCAUCCCAUAUUCACACCUCCCAAGUGGGCGGCCACCAACAGUAUUACAGAACAGCGAGAGAAGCAAGAAGGAGAACCACAUUCACCUACUACUACCAUAGCCACGGGUGGGGAUCAGUUGCCGCCGGAGCUGGAGCAUUUUGAACGAAUUCCCUUCCCCGACGCUGUGGAGCAGCAGUUUGAGGAGACACUGUGUCACCUACAAAUGAAACCCUCCACAAUCCGAAGUCUGGAGGAGGCGGAAGCUCUGGUGCAGAGCGUAGAGAGGCGCUACACUCAGCGCAUGAUUCAACUCAUGCAGUCCUAUGGUCUCAGUACACACAAGGGGUCUUCUCGUACUGGGGUAAUGGAGACCAUAUCGGAGGAAGUCACAUUACCGUCAGCCCGUCAUGCAAAUGAUUACGCAACAUCGCCCUGCAACCCAACUGUGGAUUUGAAUUUCUGUGCUUUUAUCGUCCUGUUAGACGAUCUCAAACUGGACGAGGAUGAUUCAGACGAUGAAGAGGAGUUUUUCAAAGGUGAAAAUGGGGCUGGUACCAACUCCAGGCAGCGUAAUGGAAAGAUGGGUGAAGAAAGUGGCAGUGAGUCAGCUGGUGAUGAUGAUGAAGAUGAAGAUACGGUCACUUUGGCGCCGGAUGAGGACUCUGAUGAGAUCGGUGUUGACGAAGAGAAUGAGGAUAAUGAAGAUGGCGAGGACGACGCAGAAGAGGAAGAAGGGGAGGAGGACGAGAUGGUACGACUUGGUCUACGACCCAAGUACAUGAAGUGUCCUGAGGACGAUGAGUUUGUGGCAGAGCUGGAGCGAAUGACCGCAGAGGCGAUAAUGCCUGGUGCCGGGGUUCCUGCUGGCCCCGCGGCCACCGUCACCUCCACCGCCAUCCCCGGCACAGCCUCCCUAUUGCCCUCGUUGGAGAGCCUUGGGGUGGGCGCCGCUGCUGCCCGCAAGGCCGCUGCUCGCUCUGCCGCUGCGCAGACCCAGUCAACGGCGGAGAACAUAAUCGCGGCACUGGAGUCCACGACCCCGCGCAUUCCUACUGCGCCUCUCAACAGUGAUCUCACGGGCAGCAUGCCAACAACCCCCAAGGACCAGGUAGAGCCACCAUCAGUUGUCCAAUUCAGUCUGGUGGUACGGCGACCAGGAGGUGGCGGAUCUGGCGGUAAUAGUUGUGUUGGUGGGGGUGCCAGUCGGCCCCGCUUGGUACCAUUAACGGUGCCUCGGUCCGUUCCAUUCGCUGCACGUCUGCUUCGCAUUGAAGCCGAGGAGCGGGAGGAGAAGGCGCGACUUAAAGAACGAGUUCUCGAGAUGCAUAAAGCCCAGAAGGAAGCCGAUGAGACCAACUGCCUCAACUCCGAUCUCCUGGCCCAAAUACCUUCGAAUGUAAACCGUGACCGAUGGUUGAAGUACAAUCAUCCCAAACGGGCUCCGGAUGCUGAGGCUGUUUUUGGAACCUCCAGUGUCUCCCUACCUCCACCACCUUCGUAUGUCAACUACCGAACCUUCCGUCGGUGA